This is a messenger RNA of Impatiens glandulifera, 2072 nucleotides long. Its product is annotated as putative clathrin assembly protein At5g35200. The coding region runs from base 223 to 1809 and encodes 528 amino acids. Lineage: Eukaryota; Viridiplantae; Streptophyta; Magnoliopsida; Ericales; Balsaminaceae. The transcript is spliced from 16 exons. Gene Ontology annotation, cellular component: clathrin-coated pit; clathrin-coated vesicle. Gene Ontology annotation, molecular function: SNARE binding; clathrin heavy chain binding; 1-phosphatidylinositol binding. The record is from RefSeq and is a predicted model, not a curated record. Gene Ontology annotation, biological process: clathrin-dependent endocytosis; clathrin coat assembly; vesicle budding from membrane.
CAAUUUUGGCGAUUAUUCUUCAUCUCUGACCAUCGCUCCACCGACUCGUUUCUCUCUCUAUCACCAUUUCUCUCUGUAAUCCGCAUUCUGGUUCAGGUAAGGCUUAUAAGGAAGCUGAUACUGAUCUCUCUCGAUCGAUUUCGGCAUAUUGAAUUCGUUGUUAUUACUUGAGCUUGAAAAGUCAUUUUGAGCUCAAUAUUCCGCGUUUUCAGGAAGAGAAAAAUGUCAGGAGGCGGUAUCAGGACAGCUCUUGGAGCGAUUAAAGACUCCACUACUGUUAAUUUAGCUAAAGUAAACAGUGAUUACAAGGAAUUAGACAUUGCUAUAGUUAGGGCAACAAGUCAUUAUGAACGUCCAGCAAAAGAGAAACAUGUUAGAGCUAUUAUUGCAUCCAUUUCAUCCACAAGGCCUCGAGCUGAUGUUGCCUAUUGUAUAAAUGGCCUUGCUAGACGAUUAUCAAAGACACGUAAUUGGGCUGUUGCACUUAAGACAUUGAUUGUUAUUCACCGUGCACUUAAGGAAACGGAUCAAACAUUCCAUGAAGAACUUAUCAAUUAUGGAAGGAACAGAGGCCAUAUUUUCAACAUGGCUCAGUUUAAGGAUGAAACUAGUCCAGAGACAUGGGAUUAUUCUGCUUGGGUUCGCUCUUACGCACAAUUUCUAGAGGAGAAACUAGAAUGCUUUUAUGUACUGAAGUUUGAUGUGGUGACAAAUGGCCUGAGAACUAAAGAUUUGGACACACCGAAAUUGCUGGAGCAGUUACCAGCACUGCAACAACUUCUAUUUCGUCUUCUCGGUUGCCUGCCACAAGGUGUAGCUGUACGUAAUACUGUGAUUCAUCUAGCACUUUCUUUGGUUGUUUCUGAAAGCAUCAAAAUCUAUCAAGCCAUGAGUGAUGGUAUUACUAACUUGACUGAUAAGUUCUUUAAGAUGCAACGCCAAGAUGCUUUUAAGGCUUUCGAUAUACACCAUAGAGCAGAACAGCAGGCGCAGAGGCUUUCGGAGUUUUAUCAAGUUUGUAAAAACCUUGAUAUUGGACGUGGAGAGAAAUUUAUUAAAAUUGAACAGCCCCUUGCUUCAUUAGUGGAAUCCAUGGAAGAUUAUUUGAGAGAAGCUGUCAGUAAAGACCAGCAGGCAGGUGAUAAAAGUGUUUCUCCUGCCGCGGUUUUGGCUAUAGAAUACAACAAAAAUGAACAGACACAAGAAGUAAGUCCUCCACCCGAAGGACCCGAACCUGAAUCCGAACCUGUUAAACAGGAAACUCCUCCACUUGCUACUCCCCCCGAUUUAAUGGAUCUGAAUGAUCCGGUCAUUGUUGCGGUUUCAGAAUUGGAUGAGAAGAAUGCUCUUGCAUUAGCUAUUGUACCUCUUGAUGCUUCUACUACUACGACAGACUGGGAAUUAGCUCUUAUUACGGACGUUAACUCCAAUUUGAAUUCUACAACAGCUAGCCAACUGGGGGGAGGGUUUGAUAAACUGACAUUAGAUAGUUUAUACGACGAUGCCAUAAGAAGAAGCAAUCAGCAAAAUGUUAGCUAUAAUAAUAAUAAUAAUCCUUGGGAGACACCACAAUCAACAGCAACAUAUGAUCCAUUCUAUGGUUCAAACAAUGUGGCAGCUCCAUCUUCUGUACAAAUGGCAGCCAUGGCUGAUCAGAAUCAAGCUUUCAUGUUGCACCAACAGCAGCAGAAUUUGCCGAUGGGUCCUCAACAACAGCAACAGCAGCAACAAAUAAAUCCUUUUGGCGAUCCUUUUGUUGCUAGUGUUCCGGUUCAAGGGUAUUAUGGUCAAUACCCGGGACUUGUGUGAACGAAUGAUGAUAUUAUUAUUUGGAUUAUUGGUUAUUUUGCAUCAUGAAUAAGAUGGGCGAGAUUUUUCUACUGAAUCAUCACAUCCUGUUUCUUGAUGCUGAAGAAGCAGGAUAUAGAGAGUAUGUAUGAACCAUUGAUAAAUAUUGUAAAUGAGCCAAUAUGGCUGUAUUUUUUUUUUGUGAUUAUUGAUUAUAUAUUGUUUGAUCAUUGAUGUAUAAACCCCUAGUAUUCACUUUUUUAAUUUAUUGAUGAAUUGGUCUA